CAAGGCAAGGCAAAGGAGACCGUGAAUGUAUUUAUACUACGUCAUCAUCACAGCAGUAAACAUUGUCGCAAACCCUACUUCGAGGUUUUUCCUGCUGAUCUGCAGAUCAAGCCCCCCCCCAAAAAAAAAAAAAUUGAAUCAGAUCGGAUCAUCUAAAUCAGAAUGGCAAUCGUGGAGGUUGGACAGCGAGUUGUCCGGAGCGCCACCUGGACAUGGCGAGAUCAAGAUGGUGGUGAGGGUCAUCUUGGUACAGUGGUCAAGCUCAAAGAUCAUGACCCUCAGGAACCCAUUCCUCCAGGCUGGGCCAAGAUCAGAUGGGAUAAUGGUAAUGGUAACAACUAUCAGGUCGGGUCCAGUGGCUCAUAUGAUCUUGUGCUCUUCGACAACGCCCCCGCAGGUGUGAUUCAUGUUGGUAUAGUUUGUGAUAGCUGUUUGAUGAGUCCUAUAGCUGGCAUACGCUGGAAAUGCAAUGAUCAAAGCUGCCCUGAUUAUGACCUUUGUACUCCAUGCUACAUGAAUGAUAAACAUGACUUGACUCAUACAUUCACUCGCCAUACCAGCAGGAAAGAAACAGGGACACAAGUGACACCUCGAUUUGGGGAAACGAAGACAGUUUCCAGAGGGCUGUGUCCAGGGGCAGAGGUCUGUAGAGGGAAGAAUUGGCAAGGAGAUGAUGAAGAUGGUGCCGGUGGGACUGUUGUUGAGAUAUGUCCCUUCUCUGAAAGGCCACGGUCAGGCGUCGCAGUUAGCUGGACUCAGUCUAAAGUGGUCACUACUCAUAGAGUUGGAUUUGAUGGGAAAAUGGAUCUGAAAUGCACCACAGCAGGAACUGGGAUAGGUUACUAUGCUACACAUCUCCCUGUUUUAGGUAAAGAGGUUGGUUUGAAAGUUGGAGAUCUGGUAGCUAUUACUCUGGAAAGUGAAACAUUGCAGAUUAUGCAACAGAUGGAUGGGCGCGAGUGGUUACCAGAAAUGGGAAAUCUGUAUGGGAAGGUUGCCAAGGUUACUGGUAUCAAUUCAAGCGGGAACGCAGAGGUCACUUACCCUGGGAGAAAAGAUAAACCUUUUACCUUCCAUCCAGAUGUACUGAACAAGGUUCCAAGGCUAGGUAAGGGAGACCGUGUGCAGAUCAAUAAAGACUUAACGUUUGUGAAGAAUCUUCAAGAAAACAGUCAAAAUGGAUGGAUUGAUGGCAUGGAAAAGUGUCUAGGUAUGGAAGGGACAGUGAUGAACGUCGAUUCACGGUACGACAGCCGGGUACGAUUGAUUGGUGUGGAGAAAAUGUGGUCAUGGCAUCCCUGCUCCCUGAUCCUUGUCAAGAAGAACUCAUCAGAUGAUGACACGCAGGGUGCUGAAUCUCUAGGCCUCAAGCUAGAUGGAAGUGGACAAGCUGAAAUGCUCAAAGCCUUGCUAUCACUACUCAAGACAAAAGCUGGCAGCUUAUUAGAUAGUGAUUCAGACGAAGGAGGUGAAGAAUCUCAACUGAUCAAGGCCGCUAAGAGAGGCAAUGUUGAACGUGUUGUGGAGAUUCUAUCCACAUCGCCAGAAAAGGCAAAUGCAAAAAUUGGUGGGAAGACUGCUCUACACAUGGCAGCUGCCUAUGGUCAUCUUGAAGUAAUCCAGGCACUUCUGGAGUCAGGGGCUGAGAUAGAUAUCACCACUGAUGAUAGUGGGAGCACACCACUUCAUUUCUCUGUCGAAGGGGAUGAACCCGCUAUCACAAAGUAUUUGAUUGGUAAAGGAGCAGAUAUAAACAGAGGUAAUGAUAACGGACGAAGAGCGAUUCAUCAAGCAGCUCACAAAGGGUUUGUUGACUGUGCAAGGGUCUUGAUUAAUCUUGGAUGUGAUGUUAAUGUACAGGAUACAGAGGAAGAUACUCCCCUCCAUGACGCUAUAAUCAAGAGCAGGAUAGAUGUCAUCGAACUAUUGGUGAAAGUUCCAAACCUUGAUGUGACUCUGGCUAACAAGAGAGAGUUGACACCUCUACAGUUGGCAGCUGGCCUUGACAAACCAGAAGCUGCUGAGUUAAUUGCACAGAGUUGCCCUCAAUCUAUUGUUGUUGCAAGGGACGACGGUCACACCAUAUUGCAUAUCUGUGCAGUCAAUAACCAUGUAGAAGUCAUGAAGGUUAUUAUGUCUGUAAAGGAUCAUGGAUUAGAUGUAAAUGCUAAGAACGUGAAAGCAGAUACUGCACUACACCUGGCUGCUUAUAAAGGACAAUCCCACAGCAUAGAGUUUCUGGUGUCACAGGGUGCUGAUAUCAAUCUCCAAGGUGAAGAUGAUCAUACUGCCCUGCACCUCCUUGCCAACACUGCAGCGAAAGAUCCAAGUGAUAUCAAAGACACUCCUACACUGAGGAAGAUUCGCAAGCGCUUUAGAGGGUGUGGAGUUGAUAACAGUGCUGCCGCUGCACUUUGCUACAUGGUUCUUAAAGGAGCGCUCAUAGACCUAGAGAAUGUCCAAUGUCGAACACCGCUAUAUUACAUCAGGAAUGCUGAGCUGAAGAAGACUGUGAAGAAGAUUGCUCGUGAAAAGAUAUCUGAUGAUAUGUCAUCAUGGGAGGACCUCGGGGAAGAUGAGGAUGUGAAGAAAGGACGCCUGAGCAGUAACUCCAUUAGUGUUGAUGAAGAUGAUAUUAUCGUAAAGCGAAACGAUGGUUUGAGCGGUACUGAUAAAGGCUCUCCAAGGCGGAUAAGACAGGACUCAGCUGAGAAUGAAAGUGAAGCUGAACGUUCUGCAGGAAACCAAAAGAAACCUGGCAAGCCAAAAAUUGAAGUCUUCGAUCUUGUGCACAAAAUUGAAGUCUCUGACCUAGACAUGGGUCCUGUGGUUGGGAAGGGGCAGUUUGGAGUGGUCCAUCGAGCCUCAUGGAGAGGGACUCCAGUGGCAGUCAAAAAGAUCUCCAUCAUGGGUAGCAGAAAAGAUGAAAUUGAGAAGGAAGUCGCAAUACACAGACGGGCAUGUCAUCCUAACAUUGUUCAGAUGAUGGCUCUAGGAUACCAGGGAAGAGAGGCUUUCCUGGUAAUGCAGUUCAUUGAAGGGCCAAGUUUACACACCAUUAUCUUUCCUGAUAGGGAUGACGUUAAGGUUCCUCUAGACUGGGCCAAAAAGCUUCAGAUAUCUCGUGAGGUUCUCCAAGCCGUAACCUUCAUGCAUGCCUGUAACAUCUUACAUCUUGAUAUUAAGCCUGCCAAUAUUCUAGUGGAAUCUGCAACACUUCGUCCCUACCUCUGUGACUUGGGCCUGGCCCACAUCAAGAGCCGCAACCUUAUGUCCCAAUCCUCAGUCAAUAUGAGAGGCACACCGUGCUUCAUGCCUCCAGAGGCACUUGGCGCAACGGAACCCGGUUACAGGCACUCCAACAAACAUGACAUCUGGUCGGUUGCAGGAACAUUAGUGGAGCUGUACUCCAUGAAGCGCCUGUGGGGAGACUCGAUGAAUCCUCUGGCCCUGAUGGCUCGUAUUUUUACAGGCCAGAUGGGUAAUCCUGAGUCUUUGACAGCUGUAGAUCCUAAGGUUCAGAAGAUCCUUGAACCAUGCUUCAAACAGAAGCCAGAAAAGAGGCCACCAGCUUCUGAUCUCCUGGAUCAGUUCAAUGACCUCACUUAAUGGUAGUGUACAGAGUUUAUAAAAUGCAAAAAGUAAUCAUUUUCUUUGUUUUGAAAAUAACAAUAAUAAACAUAAUAAUGUUAUACAUUUUCCUAGCACACAUAUCCACCAAACAUGGUGCUCAAGGCGUUCCAAUAUUAUCCUGGCUGUACAGAGUAGUUAUAAUACCAAUUUCGGUACUCACAUUAUUCAAUAAAUUCCAUAUUACUGGUCUCUGUUGAAUACCUGGGUGGAGAGUGAAAAAUGUAGAUUCAUCUCUUGCCUAGUGCUGCCCUGGGAUCAAACACACAACCAUCGCAUCUCCGGACAAAUUUGACUGGAGAAUCAUAGAUAAAUUCAUAAAGGAAAGCGCAGAUCCUUAGACAACUUCACUCUUCAAUGCCUGCUAGAAAAAUGAAGCGUGAAAGAGAUAUUUUUGUACAAAGCAAUGGCUACGAUAGAUGUUUUUGUGACAGCUGGUGGGAUAAUGAAUAUCUCAAUGAUUCAUGUACAAUUGUUUUGAAGUGUUUUGUAUUCUGACGCGUCUCAAAGUGAUUUGGAACUCCCAUAGGAACAAAACAAGUAUUCAUCAGUUCGUAAAUAUAACCAGACUUUUUAAUAAGAGGCUGGCCAUCUGAGGAGGAAGAACAUCAUGAUUUGUUGCAACACAGUGAUCUGUCUGCUUGAAUGAUUUAGUCUAAUUUAAUGUAAAUGCUAUUUGUAAAUAGGA
Molecule: messenger RNA, 4318 nt
Organism: Strongylocentrotus purpuratus (purple sea urchin)
Lineage: Eukaryota; Metazoa; Echinodermata; Echinoidea; Camarodonta; Strongylocentrotidae
Product: E3 ubiquitin-protein ligase MIB2
Exons: 21
Coding region: 163-3609 (1148 amino acids)
Biological process (GO): protein ubiquitination; protein phosphorylation
Cellular component (GO): cytoplasm
Molecular function (GO): protein binding; protein kinase activity; ubiquitin-protein transferase activity
Source: RefSeq, a predicted model, not a curated record